AUGAAGAUCUUUGUGAAGACCCUGGCCGGCAAGACGAUGAGCGUCAUGGUCGAUCCAUCAGACACCAUCAACGUUGUCAAGGCGAAGAUCCAGGACCAGGAGCGCCUUCUCUUCGGCGGGAAGGAGCUGGACGAUAGGUGCACUCUGGCCGAUUACGGCAUUCAGGACGAGUCCAGUCUUGACCUCGAUCUGCGCCGCCCCAAGAGAAGGAAGAUGCAGAUCUUCGUCAAGGGGCUGACCGGCAAGACCAGGACCCUUCGUGUCGAGGAACUGGACACCGUCGAGAGCGUCAAGGCGAUGAUCGAGGAGGUCGAGGGCGCCCCCGUGAGCGAGCAGAGGCUUCUUUUUGGUGGGGGUCAGAUGGAGGACGGACGUACCUUGAAGGACUAUCGCAUCACUAAGGAGUCGACGAUUCACCUCUGUCUUCGCCUCCGGUCGUGCAUGAAGAUCUUUGUGAAGACCCUGGCCGGCAAGACGAUGAGCGUCAUGGUCGAUCCAUCAGACACCAUCAACGUUGUCAAGGCGAAGAUCCAGGACCAGGAGCGCCUUCUCUUCGGCGGGAAGGAGCUGGACGAUAGGUGCACUCUGGCCGAUUACGGCAUUCAGGACGAGUCCAGUCUUGACCUCGAUCUGCGCCGCCCCAAGAGAAGGAAGAUGCAGAUCUUCGUCAAGGGGCUGACCGGCAAGACCAGGACCCUUCGUGUCGAGGAACUGGACACCGUCGAGAGCGUCAAGGCGAUGAUCGAGGAGGUCGAGGGCGCCCCCGUGAGCGAGCAGAGGCUUCUUUUUGGCGGGGGUCAGAUGGAGGACGGACGUACCUUGAAGGACUAUCGCAUCACUAAGGAGUCGACGAUUCACCUCUGUCUUCGCCUCCGAUACGGUCAAAUUCGUUUAACAAAACAUGUCUUUAAAAACAAUGUAAACCUAAUAUGA
This is a messenger RNA of Lolium rigidum, 933 nucleotides long. RefSeq names its product polyubiquitin-B-like. Gene Ontology annotation, biological process: protein ubiquitination; modification-dependent protein catabolic process. Bases 1 to 933 code for a protein of 310 amino acids. Gene Ontology annotation, molecular function: protein tag activity; ubiquitin protein ligase binding. Gene Ontology annotation, cellular component: nucleus; cytoplasm. The record is from RefSeq and is a predicted model, not a curated record. NCBI's taxonomy places the organism in Eukaryota, Viridiplantae, Streptophyta, Magnoliopsida, Poales, Poaceae. The transcript has 3 exons.